GCUCCAUCUAUCAAGACUCUACAGCACACGCCUUGUUCCCCUGCGGCAAUUAAAUCAGGCUUGCUGCUUACCUCCUCGCGCUUUGAGGCGCUUAUCGAUUGCCAUGGCCCAGCCUACCGACUGGAAAGCGGGGGAGAUUGCGCGUCUGGCUGCCGAAUCUCGGGCUGUCAUCAAGUCGCCCGUAUCUGGCCUUCCGCAGCGUCACCGCGACGUCUUUGAGCGGGCUUUGCGCCGUGUUCUCUCUACAGAACUGGCCCAGGUGACAUACGCGCAAAUCAUCGAUGGGUUCCCCCUCGUCGAAGUAGCUGGGGAUAUGGCAGGAUGGGGCAUCGACCGCGAACAUCCCGUCUUUCGCGACAACCACGAUAAGCUCUGUCCCGGGGCAUGGGAGAGGAUGGCCGAGUUCCACUCUUCGUUCAGCAUUGACGUCUUGAGCAUGGAUGAAAAACUCCUGCAUUCCUAUGUCACAGCAGCUAUUGGCUCCCUUGCCUUCAAAAUGAGACUGCUCGAGAUGGUUGCAGUCGCAGUGCACCAGUUGGCCGUUAUGCUCCACAAGUUGGGGGAUUUGGGAGUGCAUGACGAGUGGAAGACUUGGAAGCCCCCCAACCGUUAUAUCGGGCCAGACUACUGCCCUGACCCGGAGCCCUUUGCGACCCUCUUCUUCCAUUUCGACUUCACAGGGCACGAACAUUACCCUGAAGGUAUAGCCGACAUGGUUGGAUACUGGGCCGAGAACCGGAUCCUAGGAGGCGUGGUGCUUUUCGACCGAGGGGAGUCUAGCACUAACUCACAAGAGGUUUAUUUCCAUUCUUGCCGUCACAACGUGACGACCCGCAUAUACGCUCUCACAAGUGAGCAGAAAGGAAGGCUUUGGGCUUUCCUGCUGUCGGAUGGUUCGGAUGGUGAAACCAACGUUUUGCCGAUUCUCGGCGACUCGAAGAACAGAGUCCGUGUCGACACAGAAUUCGCCAUCCCCGUGUUUCACAUCUAUAGGGACAAGUGGGAACGAAAAGUCUUGAAUGACUGGGAAACGAGGUUAGCUCGUCGAGAUUAUUUAGACCUGGUAGAUGUCCCAGAGGCUGAGGACCGUGAGAGCUCGGAGCCUUAGUAGUUGCGGCUUUCGAUGAUGGCAGUUUGGCCAAUGUUCCUCAGCCGCAGGAUUUUGGCGGACGAGAAGACCAUGCCAGAGAGAUUGAUCAGAUAUUCAUGGAAUUGUAGGGCAUCGUUCGGCGGCGGGCGACGCGACGCGCGGUUCGAGCAAUGCCACAAAAAAGGGAGGGCAGGGGGGAGAGCCCAUGCGGCGUGGCGGAAUGAGUCUCGCAGUGCAUUGACG
Molecule: messenger RNA, 1333 nt
Organism: Thermothelomyces thermophilus ATCC 42464
Lineage: Eukaryota; Fungi; Ascomycota; Sordariomycetes; Sordariales; Chaetomiaceae
Exons: 3
Coding region: 104-1108 (334 amino acids)
Source: RefSeq, a predicted model, not a curated record